AUGAGGGAUCCCACCGCAGAUAUGGAGCCAAACCCCCAGCAACCAGCGACAAACGGGUCGACCGAACCCCGCCGCAACACCAAAUCGGUUCGAGUCGCAUUUGGUCCUGACCUGGAAACGACUAUUCCCACACGCGAGCGAUCUCCAGCUCCACUUUCUAGUCAUCAUCGCUCGUUUACAACUUUCGAGCAGACGCAGCCUUCGAUCACGCCCCCCGCUCGUCCCACGAGCUCAGCCGGAGAGGAUGCAGCCAUCGGACCAGACUCACCACCGCGACGACCAUCACCUCGAAGGUCUGAGAGCAGUCGGCCAGGUAUGCUCAAGCGAGCCAAGAGUGAUUAUGGGCCGAGCCGCGUCACCUUCGACAAAGCUGCCCUGGGAGACGACGAAGAAGAUUUCGCGAUGCGGCAUGGAUGGCAGGAAGAGUACACGUCCAGCGAAUACCUGAAGAUUCUACACUCUAAUUUCUACAUGUAUUUCACCGAGAAACGCCAUGAGACGAACGGCAUUCCCAGAGAUCCCGUUGGCAGUUGGCCAAGCCAAGACUGGCGCAUGAAAGACCGUCUCAAAACAGUGUCCGCGGCACUAGCAAUCUGUCUGAACAUCGGCGUCGACCCUCCCGAUGUCGUUAAGACCAAUCCGACAUCGAAGCUCGAAUGCUGGGUGGAUCCCACUUCAACCACAGGCGGUGGUCAAAACAAGAUCAUGGAGCAGAUCGGUAAGAAGCUGCAGGAACAAUACGAGACUCUGAGUCUUCGCACAAGAUAUAAGCAGUACCUCGAUCCUUCCGUGGACGAAACCAAGAAGUUCUGUAUCUCGCUCCGCCGGAAUGCCAAGGAUGAGCGGGUCCUCUUGCAUUACAACGGCCAUGGGGUCCCAUUGCCAACCCAGUCUGGUGAGAUUUGGGUCUUCAACAAGAAUUACACCCAGUACAUCCCCGUGCCACUCUAUGAUCUGCAAUCAUGGCUGGCUGGUCCCAGUCUUUUCGUCUUUGAUGUAUCACAUGCCGGAAACAUCGUCCAGAAUUUCCAUACGUUUGUGGAAAAGCAUGAGAAGGAGAACAUCGAGGCCAAGAAAAGAGAUCCCAAUGCCGUCGUUCAAAACUACGGUGACUGCAUCCUCCUCGCAGCCUGUCAGAAACACGAGUCCCUCCCAACAAACCCUGAUCUACCGGCCGAUCUUUUCACUUGCUGCUUGACAACCCCCAUUGAGAUUGCUUUGCGUUUCUUCAUUUUGCAGAACCCUCUCCGCACCGACAUCUCAAUUGAUGAUUUUCGAGUCCCAGGUCGUCUGCAGGAUCGGCGGAGCCCUCUUGGGGAACUAAACUGGAUUUUCACCGCGAUCACUGACACGAUUGCAUGGAAUACCUUACCCCGCGCAUUGUUCAAGAAACUUUUCCGGCAAGAUCUAAUGGUGGCCGCUCUCUUCCGCAAUUUCUUGCUCAGCGAGCGCAUCAUGCGCACGUACAAGUGCCAUCCUAUCUCUUCACCAGAACUUCCCGAAACUCACCAUCAUCCCCUCUGGAAGAGCUGGGAUCUUGCCGUUGAGAUGGUACUAGCACAGCUACCAGCUUUGAUUGAUCAAGAAGAAGGCCGCCGGCAGUACGAGUACCAGCACUCCACGUUCUUUGCUGAGCAACUCACCGCGUUUGAGGUGUAUCUUUCAUCUGGCCCCACGGAGAAGAAUCCACCCGAUCAAUUGCCCAUCGUGCUUCAAGUCCUCCUCAGUCAGGCACAUCGACUACGUGCCCUGAUCCUUCUGAGCAAAUUUUUGGACUUGGGCCCAUGGGCUGUCCACUUGGCGCUAAGCAUUGGUAUUUUCCCUUACGUGGUCAAGCUGCUUCAGUCAGCUGCCCAAGAACUGAAACCAGUAAUGGUUUUCAUAUGGGCACGAAUCAUGGCAGUCGACCACACGGUCCAGAACGAUCUUCUGAAAGACAACGGCAUUCAUUAUUUCAUAUCCAUUCUUAACCCCUCUUCCCCCAUCCCAGUCGGAAAUGCCAGUGAGCACAGAGCGAUGUGCGCAUUCAUCGUCUCCAUCUUCUGCAAGAAUUACCCCCAGGGUCAGAACGUCUGCCUUUCCGGGGAACUAUUUGACUCGUGCCUGCGACAUCUUGGAGAUGUUGAAAACCCGCUGCUGCGGCAAUGGUCCUGUCUGUGCCUGAGCAUGCUUUGGUGUGAUUUCCCGGAAGCCAAAUGGAUGGGCAUCCGGUGUGCAGCUCCCGCUAGACUUUGUGAGCUGAACUUUGAUCCUGUUCCCGAGGUUCGCGCAGCAAUGUUGCAUGCUGUGACUACGUUCCUUGGCAUCCCCGACUUAACAGAUCAAGUUGCACAGAUCGAGGAAACAUUAGCCUUGGCUGUUCUGCCCAUGGCAGCCGAUGGUAGCGUGCUUGUAAGAAAGGAGCUUCUUGUCUUCCUUUCCACCUUCGUCAAGCGCCACCAGAAUAAGUUCCUUGUCACAGCGUAUGAGGAACUUCAAGAUGAGAAACUGUCUUUACUCCAACGCCUCCAGAACGAAGCAUCUCCCAACAGCCAACUUGAGGUUCCGAAAGGCUUUGCGGGUUCUGGUGCAAAAUCGCACCCGCCGCUUUCCCGUAAUACUACAUUCGGAGCUAUCUGGAAACAAGUCUUGAUUUUCUCUGUUGAUCCACACCCUGACAUCGCCCAGGACGCCGGAGUCAUUGUUGAUUACAUCCAUCUCAUCCUCUUCGAAUCCCCCAUGGCCAGCCUCGCUGACAGAAUGAAGAACGAGAUCUUGGAACUCACCAGUCGGAUUUCACAGAGGUUACAGGUGCAUGAGCGAUCAGAAGCAAAGAAAAUGGCGCCUCCUUCAACGCCACCAUCAUCUAACGCAAUACCGUCCAAGCAAGAAGGUUAUCUCUCUCUAGGUUUCAAGCGCACAGCGAGUGUGGCUGCCUCUCUCAGGAACCUGGCGUUCGGUGGCGCAAGCGCUGGCGACGGAACAUUCGACAGCACUGCUCCCCCCUCGCCAUCAAAGAGUCGAAUGCCCAUCACCCCGCGUGGCCGCGCUCCCCCUGAAUGGACUCGACCUCCCGAAGUAAAUGACCACGUCGCCCCCGCAACUUCGUAUAACCAGGCCCCUACCCCUACAUCUCGCGGAUUCAGAUCUCGGAGCCCAGAGGCGGUGCCUAUCAUUCCCUUGAAAAGCAGAUUCCUGGACUGGUCAACAGAGGUAUUUUUGGACUUUCUUUCAGACAUCACUGUCAACACCCUCGACACACUGUACAAACAUUUACUCACCCCUAAAAAGUAUUUCCGGGAGCCGCAGAUGAAACCCAACGAGCCUGACGAGCCCGGUAGUUCGGACUACAACGAACGACUCUGGCGACGAAGCCGCAACGAAAAGAUCAUCGCGGAAACCCAGCCUCUUAAAGGGAAGGCCGGAACCAGUCGAUGGGAUAAUUCAAUGGCACUGUUGUCCAAUAAUAGCCAGCCGUUGAAGAUGUGCUUCCAUCAAUUCGAGGAUCACAUCGCUGUCGCGGACGACCGAGAUACCAUUGCCAUCUGGGAUUGGCAAAGCAACAGGCGUCUAAAUCAAUUCUCAAAUGAAAACCCCGUGGGAUCCAAGAUUAACGAAGUGCGAUACAUCAAUGAGGAUGACCAAGCUCUUCUGUUAACCGGAUCUUCCGAUGGUGUCUUGAAGCUUUUCCGCAACUAUGAAUCUUGCAGGGAUAUUGAGGUAGUCACAGCUUUCCGGGCCUUGCCUGAACUUAUUCCUAGCAACCGAAAUGCAGGUCUUGUGCUCGACUGGCAGCAGGGCCAAGGCAAAGCUCUAGUUGCUGGGGACGUGAAGGUGAUUCGGGUGUGGAAUGCAGCUACCGAGGUUUGCACCAACGAUAUCCCUGCGCGUUCAGGGUCAUGUAUCACAUCCUUGACUUCAGAUCAAGUUGCUGGCAACAUCUUCGUCGCUGGUUUCGGUGAUGGUGCCGUUCGUGUCUUCGAUCAGCGACUUAAGCCCACAACUUCCAUGGUCAAGGUCUGGCGUGAGCACAAGCAGUGGAUCAGCAACGUUCAUAUGCAGCGUGGUGGCUUGAGAGAGCUCGUUUCGGGUAGCCGCAAUGGCGAAAUUCGACUAUGGGAUCUACGGAUGGAUAGCCCGCUAUCGACCAUCUACGCCACUAAAGAUACCCUCCGGACAUUGAGCGUACACGAGCACGCUCCGGUCUUUAGCAUGGGUACCAACCGCCACGAAGUCAAGACCUUCAAUGUUGACGGCACCUACCUUUCGACCUUCGAGCCGUACUCCAGUUUCCUCCACCACAACCGGUCUUCCCCCAUCGCCAGCACCGCCUUCCAUCCUCACCGCACUAUGCUAGCUUGUGCCGCACUGAACGAUCACCACAUCAAUAUUGUGUCCUGCUAG
This is a messenger RNA of Penicillium cinerascens, 4383 nucleotides long. RefSeq names its product raptor family protein. The transcript is spliced from 5 exons. The record is from RefSeq and is a predicted model, not a curated record. Lineage: Eukaryota; Fungi; Ascomycota; Eurotiomycetes; Eurotiales; Aspergillaceae. Gene Ontology annotation, biological process: cellular response to starvation; positive regulation of cell growth; regulation of autophagy. The coding region runs from base 1 to 4383 and encodes 1460 amino acids. Gene Ontology annotation, molecular function: protein-macromolecule adaptor activity; protein binding. Gene Ontology annotation, cellular component: cytoplasm; TORC1 complex.